This is a messenger RNA of Halichondria panicea, 2605 nucleotides long. RefSeq lists its product as uncharacterized. The transcript is spliced from 5 exons. The record is from RefSeq and is a predicted model, not a curated record. Lineage: Eukaryota; Metazoa; Porifera; Demospongiae; Suberitida; Halichondriidae. The coding region runs from base 80 to 2491 and encodes 803 amino acids. Gene Ontology annotation, molecular function: protein binding.
AUAACACAAUUCCUACAGUAUACUCUUCUAUUUAUAGCCCACCUAGUAAAAAGGAUUUCAAGUGAUCAAGGUUACAAUAAUGACCUGUACAGUAACUAUAGACCAGACACAAGUGCUGUAUGCAGUACAUGAGUAUCUGGAGAAAAUUGGACAGUCAGAAUGUCUGAUUGCCCUGGAAAAUAAUUGUGAGGAACUAGCGUCAAGAGUUGUGCCCAUGCAACUAUCGAUACUGAGGCAGCUCUGUAUGACUGGAGCUUGGGAUGAGGUCAUUGACUGUAUUCACGUGUUCCAAGGCUCUGAGAGAUCUAAAGAGUGUCUAUACGAGGCUACUAGACAAUGGUAUCUGGAGAAGCUGACAACAACACCGCAGCAUAAUAGUCAACUGGAUAUAGCUGAUGUAGCCACUCUGAAAGAUCUCUUGGCAAAGUUGAAAGAAUUAUGUCCAUCUCAGAAGGAUUAUUCAACCCUUCAAUCACUUGCCAAACUACCGUCCGUUAACACAAAUGCUGACUAUGCGAAGUGGUCUCUAUCUCCGGCCCGCUUGAUCGUGUUUCAACGGAUUGCCUCCUGUAUAUCUGCAGAGCUCAAUAUCGAUGCAAAUCCCCACUCAAACAAAACCACAGAUCCACUCAAUACUAAGCUAGUCCAAUUGAUAGCCAAAGGUCUCAUGUACGAGAAAUGUGAACAGAUUUGUUUAAGCCGUUGUAGUGAUGAGAAGAGACCCAGCGAUUGUGAAAUGCUUGAGCUGAGUGGAUGGAUGACACAGCAACCAGACAGUGCUUACCAAAUAUCUCCAUCUUGUUGUAGAGUGACGUUCUUAUCAUCUGAGCCAAUCUCCGAACCCACGCAACCACCCCAAACUACAGUCCCAUCACGUAGCAAAACUCGAACUGUUUUGAAGCCCAAACCUGAGACUAUGAUAUCACCUAUUUUUAUUGAACGGAAGGAAAUUUCACAACAACCGAUUGUUCAACUACCCACUGCUGCAGAAGUGAGCAAUCCUAUUAUCGCUAUUGCCGGGAAAAUCGAACAAAAUUACCAGCAAAGUUCUGAUGAGGCACAAACAGAGUCUGCUAUAUCAACUAUUGAUGGAGAGGAAGAGAACAGGUCACCUGAUGAAGCUACUAGGCAUAGAAGUGAAGAGGUCCAACCAGUUGAGGACACAAGAACUAAGAAACUGUCUAGUGUUCAAAUUUGUGACAAAACUCAAGUCCUUCAUGAGUUUGAAGACCACUUUGUCAAAUACUCUCCUCCUAGCCAGUUCCAGUCUCCCAUCAAGACAGGGCGUGAUUCCUCCACUCCUAAACCCUCUAGUAGCGUGCUCCCCCCCUCACCACCCACCUCCCCUGUCACACACACUCCACACCCACCCACCUCCCCUGUCACUCACACUUCACAUCCACCCACCUCCCCUGUUACACACACUCCACAUCCGCUCACCUCCCCUGUGACUCACACUCCACAGCGAUUGGCCGCUGAGAGUCGAGGGCGUACGCUGACCCUUCCUAGACGGUUUGAUUUCAACCAGGACGAGAGCGGCUGUGAGGAGGAGAUGAGUAUCGAGUGGCCCACUGCUACACUUCUCUCACAGGUCACAGACACUCAGGCUAUUCGGGCAGUGUCCUUCUCCCAGACAGGUGAUGUGGUGGCAGUGGGGGCUAACUCUAGGACCCUCAGGCUCUGCUCAACAAAGCCACUGCUAGAGGGCAAGAUAAGCUCUGACCUCCCAGUGUUCUACCAUCACUCCUCCUACCAUAAGGGCUCAAUCUAUUGUCUGGCUUGGAGGGGGGACACUCUAUUAGCCUCUGGUUCUAAUGAUCACCACAUCAGACUACUCUCCUAUGAUCCCACACGCUCAGACACGCCAUGCAGGACAUUGGGAAGUCUUAGUAUACACUCAGGCACAAUAAGAGACCUCAUGUUCACACCUAGUGGACUGCUGGUGUCUGGAGGUGCUGUGGAUUUCGAUGUUAAACUCUGUGAUCCCGUUACAAAACAAAUCGCUUGUUCACUGACUGGACAUUCAGAGCAAGUUCUAGCACUGGAUGUGAUGGACGAUAAUCUGAUUGCAUCCGGGAGUCAAGAUAAGACUAUUAGACUAUGGGAUAUACGACAAGAGGAGCCGAUAUGGACCAUCACUUCAGGCUACUCGGUCAACUCUCUGUCAAUUUGUUCUCCACGAGAUGAGCUGGUAUCAUCUCAUGAGGAUGGGUCCUGCUCUAUACAUAGUCUAAGAGGAGGCAAGACUCGUGUUAGUCUACAUCCACACACGGACGACUGUCGCAGUGUCAAGUGGAGCCCUCGCGAUGGACAGUGGAUACUGAGUGGGUCCUAUGAUGGGACAGUCUGUCUCACACACCCAGGAAGUGCUGAGUGGACACAAAUGUGCGAGUAUGAGGAUAAAGUGAUCCAGGUCAAGUGGCAUUGCGGGGGUCAACUGCUUGCAACCACCUCAGCGGACAAGAGGGCACGCUUCUGGACUAUCAAAUAACUCUCAAAUUGCUCUAUUGAUUGUUUAAUUAUUUUGUACAAAUUGCUGUUCAUUGAGAUUCAUUCCACCUUGUAAUUGAUUUUAAUUCAUUUAAUAAAUUUUUUAAAUUUUUAA